GGAAGUCAUCCUUGCUCACGCUCACCGGCUUUUUGCCUCUGGAAUUAAGUUUCUGGUGACGGAAGAUGCUCCUUUACGCAUAAAUCUUGUGGCACGAAAUCUUGACGUAAAGCAGUUUGCAGGUGAAUGUUGCGUUGAGUUCAGUAUUUGUACUGUAUACAUGUUUUCUGUAUACAUGCGCAUGCCUCAUACAAGUAAGGUACAGUGUAAUGCUAGCAGACUGGCUACAUACGGGAAGUGGUGAGAAAGGGCAGCAUGUCACAAUCAAUCUAAAUAUAUGGCGCCCUUUGCAUAUCCGUGGCUUUUCUUCCUGUUGGUAUCCCCUACCGCCCGUAAUCUCUUUAUUGAGCGCGCACGGGAGGCGCAGCUUGAAUGCGUGUAAUCAUGACAUUCCUAGUAUAUCCACGCUCAACCAGCAUCGACUAUUUUGGCACUUUGUGAGAGCCAAAGUGCUUCAUAAUGCAAUAGAACGAAAGGCACUCCGUAUUGGGAAAACGGGAUUUGGCAUCUCAGUCAUGGCAUGGCAUCACGUGGCGCUCUCCGUAGAUCGUCUUGCUUUGUAUCCGCCCAAUCUGCACAGCCCCAAAAGGCUCAAAAGCUCCCCCCACGAAACAAACCCCGAGAAACACACACACGGGGCUUGCUUUUCCGUCUCUGGAAGCUGUCUCUGCCUAGCUCGAUGACUACCAGAAGGAGGCUGCGCCGAUCGACCCACAGAAGGCGCUGGAUGAAGGGUUUCUGCGAGUAGAGGUAUUCACUUUUGAGAAUAAU
Trichoderma asperellum CBS 433.97 is the source of this 771-nucleotide messenger RNA. The record is from RefSeq and is a predicted model, not a curated record. NCBI's taxonomy places the organism in Eukaryota, Fungi, Ascomycota, Sordariomycetes, Hypocreales, Hypocreaceae.